This is a messenger RNA of Salvelinus fontinalis (brook trout), 3312 nucleotides long. RefSeq names its product dachshund homolog 2-like. Lineage: Eukaryota; Metazoa; Chordata; Actinopteri; Salmoniformes; Salmonidae. The transcript is spliced from 12 exons. Bases 1 to 1650 code for a protein of 549 amino acids. The record is from RefSeq and is a predicted model, not a curated record.
AUGGGGGGACGAGGGGAUGGGAGGAUGAGGGGAUGGUGGGAUGGGAGGACGAGGGGACGAGGGGACAGGAGGAUGAGGGGACGGGAGGAAGAGGGGACAGGAGGUCGAGGGGACGAAGGGACGGGAGGGCGAGGGGACGAAGGGACAGGAGGAAGAGGGGACGGGAGGAAGAGGGGACGGGAGGGCGAGGGGACGAAGGGACUGGAGGAAGAGGGGACGGGAGGGCGAGGGGACGAAGGGACGGGAGAAAGAGGGGACGGGAGGUCUCUUUCUCUCUCCCUCUCCUUCUCCUUCUCUCCCUCUCUCUGCAGCUCCAGGCCUGGCCGACCACCCAAGCGUUCCCUGGGGGUAGCGAUGCAGGAAAGCUCCAGGCUUCUUCCCCACAGUGUCCACGGCCUACUGUCUCCCGGCCUCCUCUCAUCCAUGUCACCCGGAGGGCUGACGGCUGCAGCGAUGGCCGAGGCUUUGAAGCUGCAGAAGAUGAAGCUGAUGGCCAUGAACAACCUGCACGGAGCCGGCAGCCAGAACGGGACCGAGUCAGAGAACGACGAGCUCAACUCCAACACAGGCGGAAGCGAGUCCUCCUGGGACAAAGAGAAGCUCCAGUCUCCCCCCUCCUCUGGUGCUGCCCACAGCCUGGGUCACGCAGGCCUGUCAGGGCAGCACGGCCUGUCCAGCUCCCAACUCAACUCCCUGCAGCAGAACCACCUACUGGCCAACCGACUGGACCUUCCAUUCAUGAUGAUGCCCCACCCCCUGCUGCCCGUCAGCCUGCCGCCUGCCUCUGUUGCCAUGGCAAUGAACCAGAUGAACCACCUGAACACCAUCGCAAACAUGGCCGCUGCAGCUCAGAUGCACAGCCCCUUGUCCAGAGCAGGAGCGUCUGUCAUCAAGGAGUGUGUCCAGGACAGCCCUUCUCCAGCCCCCUCCAUGGAGGAAGGUCCUCGCCCGGGCUCCCAGCCCUCCUCACACCCCAGCAGCAGUGCCUCCAGCUCCCCCGCCCCGCACCAACACACCCCUGACCGCCUGGUGAUGAAUCCUGUUGAUGGAGACCUUGGGGACAGAGAGGCUGGAAUCAACAUGAAAAACAUGUUCAAAGAGAAAGAAGAAGGGCAGCUGGCCUUGCCCAUGAUGAAGCCAGGCUUUGAGAAGAUGGCCCUGGGUGGACAGACCCUGCCUCCAGGCUUCCCUGCGCCCUUCCUCUUCACCGACGGACUCAACUCUGUGGAGACUCUGCUCACCAACAUCCAGGGUCUGCUGAAGGUAGCCGUGGACAACACCCGUGUGCAGGAGAAGCACAUCCAGCAGCAGAGGAAGGAGCUUAAGAUGGAGCUCUACAGGGAGAGAGAGAUGAGAGAGACUCUGGAGAGACAGCUCUCCUCCGAACUGCACAGCCGAGCCACCAUCCAGAAGCGUCUGAAAAAGGAGAAGAAGGCUAAGCGGAAACUGCAGGAGGCUCUGGAGUUUGAGUCCAAGCGCCGUGAGCAGGUGGAGCAGGCCCUCAAAACAGUCACCUCCCCAGAGAACCUCCGUAUGAGUCUCAACGAGGCAGUGAUACCGGAGGUUGAGCCAGAGCAUAACGGCAGCCAGCAGGAGAACUCAGGUGUACAGGAGAACAGACCCUACACCAAGCCUCCCAUCAUGUACUGAAAGAACUCCAGCUCUUCCAGACCUGACCCAUGGCUGCCGCUGCUGGCUACCCCAGAGACAGAGCCCUUGGCUGGAAGAGAACGAGCGGAGAAGAGUGGCGACUGAAGGGAGGAAUGGAUCCCCUGAAACUCAUGUACAGGACUGCAGAGAGGGUGUGGUGGGGUGAGAGGUAACACUGGAGUAGCUCUUUUUGCUGCCCCAUCAUCUCACUCCAGCUACUUGUAAAAUCCCUCUAUUUUACUUGUUUGAGAAAAAAAGAGUAAGGACCAUUGAAAAUAAAACGUGGAUUUUUCUCUACUCCCUGUGAAGCACAUACAGAAAGCUAUCCUCCUUCUCUAUCCUACUUCUCUCCAAGCUGAUUGCCUCUCAUUAUUAUUAUUGUUAUUAAUUAUUAGUAUUAUUAUUGUUGUUAGUUGUUGAUUCCUCAAAUGCCCCAAUAUGUCCCAAUAGCACAAGUCUUGCAGCGCAUAUAUAGGAUCAUUUCUUCUUAAAGCUUGAAAAUCUGAAGGAGGAUAUGAAAUGUAACAUUCAAGACAAAAUGUGCUUCUCUUCUUAUAUCACCUCUUCUUCAUCAAGUAAAAGAGACUGAAACAGUUUCUGAAUUUAUAUGCUUUUUCUCUUUUGUCCUCUUUUUUUCUGAAAGAUGUCACUGCUUCGUGUUGACUUGGGAAUGUGUCCUCUCCCUGAACUGAAUGUGUCCUCUCCCUGAACUGAAUGUGUCCUCUCCCUGAACUGAAUGUGUCCUGUCCCUGAACUGAAUGUGUCCUCUCCCUGAACUGAAUGUGUCCUGUCCCUGAACUGAAUGUGUCCUCUCCCUGAACUGAAUGUGUCCUCUCCCUGAACUGAAUGUGUCCUGUCCCUGAACUGAAUGUGUCCUCUCCCUGAACUGAAUGUGUCCUCUCCCUGAACUGAAUGUGUCCUCUCCCUAAACUGAAUGUGUCCUGUCCCUGAACUGAAUGUGUCCUCUCCCUGAACUGAAUGUGUCCUCUCCCUGAACUGAAUGUGUCCUCUCCCUGAACUGAAUGUGUCCUCUCCCUGAACUGAAUGUGUCCUCUCCCUGAACUGAAUGUGUCCUCUCCCUGAACUGCAUUGUUUGUGUGUGUUUACUGAAAGCUCAGUCUGGACACAAAGAAAGAGAUAUUGAGGCGUAUCCUAGAUACCUUUCCCCACUAAUGGUUUCUCUGUUGCUCAGUUCAAAUGUUAUAUUGCUGUUUAAAAGACAGUAUUACAGUAACCCCUGUUCUGCCCCCCCCCCCCCUUUGUUUUUAAAGACAUGUAAAAAUGCUUUAGCAUUGGCUAUUCUGACGUCGUAAUUAAGUGGAUACAUUUGUUGUCAAGAAAAAAACUAACGUAAAAUGAAAUACCCCAAUGCAUAUCUGAUGCAAGCAUGCCUGUAGAUACAACACUGGUAAAAAAAAAAAGUUACACUUGCUGGUUUAAAAAACAUGCCAAUUCAAAUAUAUUUUUUACAAUUUGGGGAAUUUAAUUAUUACCAUGAUCACAACCAGGCAGCUAUUUCAAAUUGUUGACCUUGUUUUAAUGAUGAUAUCACAUCACAGCCGUGCACAAAACACACACAAUGACAAACAUACUUCUGGAAAUCUUGCUAGAUUUUUUUUUGGUUGUUGUUUGGUUUUGUAGUAAUAAAGAUCUAGAUUCCGA